Aegilops tauschii subsp. strangulata is the source of this 1543-nucleotide messenger RNA. The record is from RefSeq and is a predicted model, not a curated record. Lineage: Eukaryota; Viridiplantae; Streptophyta; Magnoliopsida; Poales; Poaceae.
CUAGGUUGUGAAGCAACCUAUAUUUCCCUCACUCCUAAAAUUCCCAAAUAAUUCUCAUAAAUUGUUUGGGUCAUAUCUUGCUCCAAAAUGGCAAAACAUUUCAUUGCCAUGUUCAAAAAUAAUCCUCUAAUAAUUCAUUUCCUAUUCUGCCCUAAAUGGCACAUUGUGAAGCAAGUGCCAUUUUACUUUGCCCAAUUGACCUCAAACUCCUUGGACAUAUUUUCAUGUCCAUAUCACUGCCACAUGCCAAAAUGUAACCUCAUUUGCCUAGUAAUUAUUUAAUUAUGAUUUUCCAAAGUUUCUGUCCAGAAAGAAGCUUUGUGAAGGAGGUACAAGCUAGGAAUAUCCAAAUGAGUUUCCAUUUUGCAUGAUACCUCAUAUCAUCAUAUCAUAGCCCUCCAUCAAAGUUGAGCUCAUGUAAUGCCUCCAUGUGAGCUCAUCUUCAAUUCUUUGAUUCUGCCCAAAAUUUCAGUUUGUGAAGCAAGUAUAUUUUAUCUUGCUCCAUUAUGGCUGUAAAUUUUUCUAGACCUUUUAGUACCCUUAUAUCUUCCCUCCUCCAAGUUGUGGCUCAACCCCUUUGACCAUUUGCCCUGUGGAAUGUCUCCAAGUUUCUGGUCAGAAUAAAUCUUUCCAAAGCAAGUGCUAUUUUGGUUCAUCCAAAUGGCAUGAAACUCCUUGGGCAUCUUAAUAUCUUCAAAUCAUUGGGCCAUAACCAUUUUCAGCUCAAUUGAUACAACUAUGUGAGUGCAUCAUCCAAAUUUUCAUUUCUGACCAGUGAGUCACUUUCUACAGCAACCACCCUCUAAACUCCUCCUCUUAAGCUGACCAUUAGAGCACUGCUCAAGCUCGUUUGUGAUGCUCCAGAGCCUUCCCCGUGCCUAUAUAAGGGACCCCCGACCUCCUCCGCAGCUCACAGCCCCCUCCCCCGCCUCAUUUGCGCUCUGGAAUCGCCGCAUCUCGCCGUUGUUCGCCGUCACCCUCCAUGGCCGCCUCGGCCUCGGCUUGGGUCCGGCCACCACAGGCCUCCCCACGCCUCUCCUCCACGUCCAUCGACCUCCCCUCGUCCCACUCAGCCGCCCCACCCCCUUGCCCCCUCGCCGGAGCGGCCGCAUCGCCGAAGAACCCCGUCACCCGAAGCUCUCUGCCUCUCCCAUGGCGCCGCCUCUCCCCUCCGUCCCGUGCCUCCCCGGCAGCCGCCUUUCCUCUGGAUGGGUGCGGCUGGCCGCUGCGGUCCCGCCGGUGGCCGCGCCACGGCUGGGGAUCGCCGGAGCCGGCCGGCCCCUUGGCCUCUUCCCUCCCCUGCCGCUGCUCUGCUUCACGCGAGGCACAGGCGCGGGAGGAAGGAGACGAGCGCCCGUGCCCCCUCGCCCUGCGCCUGGGACCCACGCGCCAGUGGCCCAGGGCCCAGGUCCAGGUGGCAAGUGGAAGCGUAUUUCCGAGAGUACGUCUCCUCUUCUGAAAGCGUAUUCUAUUUCUACUUCGGCCGGAAAUUAGUCCCUGUUCUUCCAACCUUCACAACUUUUCAACCGUAACUCCAAAUGAG